Cucurbita moschata (crookneck pumpkin) is the source of this 1252-nucleotide messenger RNA. Its product is annotated as acyl-protein thioesterase 2-like. NCBI's taxonomy places the organism in Eukaryota, Viridiplantae, Streptophyta, Magnoliopsida, Cucurbitales, Cucurbitaceae. The transcript has 10 exons. Bases 191 to 973 code for a protein of 260 amino acids. Gene Ontology annotation, molecular function: hydrolase activity. The record is from RefSeq and is a predicted model, not a curated record.
AAGCAAGAAGAAGGAGAAAGCAGUGUGAAGGGACGCGAAGGCAAAGCUUUUACAAAAGAGACAGAAACUGGAAAAGCCGAUAUGCUUUUCGGGUCGUUAAACACUUCUACCCCAAAUUUUUUGUAAUUGGAACUAAUUCCAACGCCCAAGUUGUUGCCUGUCUUGCUUCCAACAUUUUUGUGGAAAUACAAUGAGCUAUAACAGCUCUGCUAUGGGUUCUGGUAGUAGAACAGGCAGGAUGAGCUUUGAGUUUGGGAGGACCCAUGUGGUCAGGCCUAAAGGGAAGCAUCAGGCAACUAUUGUUUGGUUACAUGGCCUUGGUGAUAAGGGGUCAAGUUGGUCUCAGCUCUUGGAAACUCUUCCUCUACCAAACAUUAAGUGGAUUUGUCCUACUGCUCCUACUCGUCCUGUGACGUUAUUUGGUGGAUUUCCUUGCACCGCAUGGUUUGAUGUGGGAGAUAUUUCAGAGGAGUCUCCUGAUGAUUUAGAAGGCUUGGAUGCUGCAGCAUCCCAUGUUGCUAAUCUUUUGUCUACAGAACCUGCUGAUAUUAAACUGGGUAUUGGAGGCUUCAGUAUGGGUGCUGCAACUGCUAUUUACUCUGCGUCAUGCCGUAUUCUUGGGCAAUAUGGAAAUGGAAACCUAUACCCUAUUAACCUUAGUGCAGUUGUUGGGCUUAGUGGCUGGCUUCCCUGUUCAAGAUCUUUGAGGAACCAGGUCAGUGUGUCACACGAAGCUGCAAGGCGCGCUGCGUCCCUGCCCAUUUUACUCUGUCAUGGUUCAGGUGACGAUGUCGUAGCUUACAAACACGGGGAGAAAUCUGCACAUACAUUAAGUUCAUCUGGAUUUAGCAAUCUAACAUUUAAAUCCUAUAACGGGCUGGGCCAUUACACCAUUCCUGAGGAGAUGGAUGUUGUUUGUAAUUGGCUGACAGUCGUUUUGGGGCUCGAUGGCUUACGGUUGGUCGAUCACUGAAGAAGUUGCAGAGAAGAAGCAUGGAGGUAAACAACGAAGACCAUUUUUUAGGUUCGUAACAAAAAUGGUAGAGACGUUCGAGCAUAGGGGCAGCAGAACGAAUGAUCAUAGUUAGUUUUGGUUGCUUCGUUAGUAAAGAAUAAACCAUUGCCUUUCUGGUUUCUGGUCUUUAGCAAAUCUGAUAGAGUUACUGUCCACGUUUUACUCGUUUUCGCCUUCGGUUUUUUAGUCUAAGUUCGGGGGUAUACGAAUCUGAGAAAAUUUUCAAUGUUGUUGUAA